This is a messenger RNA of Toxotes jaculatrix (banded archerfish), 1800 nucleotides long. It is a transcript of the gene neu4, whose product is annotated as sialidase 4. The coding region runs from base 162 to 1619 and encodes 485 amino acids. Gene Ontology annotation, molecular function: exo-alpha-sialidase activity. Gene Ontology annotation, biological process: oligosaccharide catabolic process; ganglioside catabolic process. The transcript is spliced from 5 exons. Gene Ontology annotation, cellular component: lysosome; cytoplasm; membrane. NCBI's taxonomy places the organism in Eukaryota, Metazoa, Chordata, Actinopteri, Toxotidae. The record is from RefSeq and is a predicted model, not a curated record.
UGUGUUUUAGCCUUGUUACAGUUGUAAUGACUGGUGUUUGAGGUUCACAAGGUAUCCACAUACAUCCAUUCUCCUGUUCAUAUUGACACUAAAGAGGUCCUUUCCUAACAGGAUUCCAAUAGGAUUUGGAGCUACGCAGAAAUAUCCCCACACCACAGAGUAUGAGGUCACCCUAUUUCCCUGCAAGGUCGGUGCUUUUCCGUAAGGAGCCAAAUGGAGUGACAUACAGAGUCCCGGCACUGCUCUACCUGUCCCACUCCAGGUCCUUCCUGGCCUUCUGUGAGGAGAGACUCAGCCCGUCCGACUCUCAGGCUCACCUGCUGGUCAUGAGGAAAGGCACUUUCUACAGAAACUAUGUAGAGUGGGAGGACAUGCGUGUCCUGGGCACUGCUUUCCUGACAGGCCACCGGUCCAUGAACCCGUGCCCAGUGUACGAUGAGUUCACUGGAACGCUCUUCUUGUUCUUCAUCGCUGUUCUGGGCCACACCUCAGAGUCCUAUCAGCUGGUGACCGGCAAGAACGUGACCCGACUCUGCUACAUCUGCAGCACGGAUGACGGAGACACCUGGACCACUGUCACCGACCUCACCAAGAGGGUCAUAGGAGACACUAUAAAAGAAUGGGCCACUUUUGCUCUCGGCCCGGGCCACGGUAUUCAGCUGAAGUCAGGUCGCCUGCUCAUUCCCGCCUACGCUUACCACAUCGAGUGCAAGGAGUGCUUUGGACAGCUCUGCCAGACCACUCCUCAUGCCUUCUGCUUUCACAGUGACACACAUGGGAGAACUUGGCGUUUCGGGGAGGCGGUGCCAGGUCCAGAGAGCGUGGAGUGUCAGAUGGUGUCUGUGGACGAAGAGGAUGGGACUAAUGUGUUGUAUUGUAAUGCGCGCAGCCCUCUCGGCUACAGGGUGCAGGCCCUCAGUCUGGAUGAUGGAGCUGUGUUUCAGGAAGGGCAGCUGGUGCAGCGGCUGGUGGAGCCUCGCAAUGGUUGUCAUGGUAGCAUUGUUGGAUUCCCUGCCCCGUUGCAUCUCUGCCAAAGUCUUAACCAUCACUUACGCCAACCUAUACACUGCUCCAGACACUGGACGUCUUGCAUGACCCAGCCCAUUCACACUGACUCUCCCUCUCCAAACAUCACUUCAGUUUCCACCAGCCCGUUCUCACCCAGUCACACUUCCCCUCCAGAUUUCCUGACUCCUACCUGGGUAGUAUACUCCCACCCAACAUGGACCACUGCACGUAAGGAUCUGGGCGUGUUCCUCAGCCUAUUUCCCCGUGAUCCAGACAGUUGGCGGGGCCCCUGGGUAAUCUAUGAGGGCCCCAGCGCUUACUCUGAUCUGGCCUAUCUGGAGCUGCCUCCCUCACCUGGAGCACCACCUGCUGUGGCCUUCGCCUGCCUGUUUGAGUGUGGUACUAACACAGCCUAUGAUGAAAUCUGCUUCAGCAUCUUCACCCUCUACGAGCUUAUUGAUCAUCUGCCUCGAGAUGAGCAGCUGGGAAAUGACAGUGAUGAACAUAAAAAACAGCAGAAUCAUGUCUCUGAGACAGUUUUCCAACAGGUGCCUCACAUGAAGAAGAAGAGAAAGAAGAACAAGCUGACUGAGAUGUGCUCCGUGUCUUAAAGGCUUGUAAUACAGAGUUAAAGUUCCUUCCAAUAAUUGCUUUCUAUAUUUAGUACAUCCACCGUGUAUUACAGAAUGUUAUAUACACUAUUUACAAGAGUGAUCGUUCUUAUGAGUAAUGUAGUUUUUGUAGUGUUACUACUGUUGAUUUCAGUUACAUUAACUGAAACCAAAUCAGAUU